CGUCACCUGAUUACUUGCAGCAUGCAUAAUUCCUCCACACGCCGUGUUUGACUAGACUAUGUCUGUUUCUUCAAACAAUAUGGAAGACAACCACAGCAGAUCUACCCCCGACCAAUACAACAACACCGCUCUCGACAAUGCAGUUGAGGAUAUUAGGCUCUUCAGGUUUUCCCGGGACACAGCCCAUGAAAGCCAGGUCUCAUCACCAAUCCGGAUAGAGCUGGUUACCUGGCCGGACGUAGCGAGGAGCUUUCUCAUUUCAUCGGCAGCAAAGAGCAUGUCCCAUUCAAAUAGCGUGAGGGUGGUAUUUUGAAAUGGGCCGACUCCAUUUCAGAUGGAUUGAGACAUGCGGCGCUACGUACAGAGUCACGAGGUUUAAGGAGAAUUCCUUGGAAACACGCAAGCCUUUUGUCAAAGAUUCGUCAGAAAAUUGUAGCGACCGAGCGGAGCUAUUGUGAUCCGGUUAUAACCCUCAUGGGCCGGCCUUAUUUCCAACGGCUCUGGAUCUUCCAGGAGCUAUAUUUAGGGAAACGAGUUACCAUCUGUUGCGGAGGUGAUUCCGU
Molecule: messenger RNA, 563 nt
Organism: Cryphonectria parasitica EP155
Lineage: Eukaryota; Fungi; Ascomycota; Sordariomycetes; Diaporthales; Cryphonectriaceae
Exons: 1
Coding region: 59-313 (84 amino acids)
Source: RefSeq, a predicted model, not a curated record